Molecule: messenger RNA, 2867 nt
Organism: Annulohypoxylon maeteangense
Lineage: Eukaryota; Fungi; Ascomycota; Sordariomycetes; Xylariales; Hypoxylaceae
Product: WD40-repeat-containing domain protein
Exons: 5
Coding region: 584-2380 (598 amino acids)
Biological process (GO): mRNA splicing, via spliceosome
Cellular component (GO): U4/U6 x U5 tri-snRNP complex
Molecular function (GO): U4 snRNA binding; U6 snRNA binding; protein binding
Source: RefSeq, a predicted model, not a curated record
AUAACAGGCAAGACAGGUCAUGGUUCUUAAUCCAGCUCGUGCCUAGCCUAGCCCCCAGGCCCUGGUCAAACAAAUCUGAGUAUUACCAACCUUGGGUCUCCUCUUCUCUCUACCAUCCCUUCUUUUUUUCUUCAUCUGUUUUUGUUUCCUCAACACCAACUAAGCUUAUCGUGCAGCCUCAUCUUAGUUGCCCCAUAACAAUAACAACAUCGUAACCUAUCGCGACAAGGACAAAAUCCAUCAUUUACGAUUUACACGAUUGCGCCUUCAAUAGUUUCGGUAACUACAUCGUCAUCUUUUCCCUCCACACGACUAUGCCCACUGUUUGACGAGACCAGGCUAAGUCUCGUCUCGCUCGUGCAAUUGGGUUGUGUGGGUGGGAGAUUCCUCGCGUCUAAAGUCGAAUAGGAGCUGCAGGGAGCCUACCGAAAGGGUUGAAACAUUACGCGACGCUUCGCCCACGAUCUAUACACGAAUAUAACGAAUACGAUCGCGAUAAACGCGACACCGCAUCCGUGUUAAUAUAAUUAACCUCUUUCAUCUCGCGAUAAAAUCAUCUGCGCCGUAGUAUCAUUAUCUCACGAUGUCUAUGUAUCAACACCGCGGCAUACCGCAAAAUGCGGCGCGUCUCAAUGAGCUGCUUGAUCAAAUCCGAACUGAAUUUGACAACCAAGUCCGUAUAAAUGAAGGAUGUGAACAGCAGAUCCAGCAGCAAGUCCAAGAAGCUCAACUCAUUCGUGAGAAAGUCUAUCAAUUAGAGCAACAGCACAUGAAUAUCAAAGCAAAGUAUGAGGAGGAGAUGGUCAUACUUCGUCGUCAACUCGAAGCCGCACGAGGAGGUGCCCCUCAAGCCGCUCUACCUGGGCCCCCUCAACAUGGUGGUCCAUCGGCAGGUCCUCCACCUCCUUCGAUUGGCAUGGGCAACAAUCUUUUUAGUGGUAUCAUGACCGGCCAGGGAGGUCAAGGUGGUGGACUCCCUCCACAGCCCACUCCCCAGGAUCAGGCUCCUCCUGGACCUCAACAUCAGAUGCCACAGCCGCCUCCGGGACUCCAAGGACCACCUCCACCUCCUCCGCCCCCUUCGCAACAGCCCCCUUUCCAGCAGCCCUACCAAGGCCCGGCUCCUAACGGGUUUCCUGGUCAACCUCCUCAGAGUACUGCUUCGCCCGGGCCGGGAAAGCGCGGCAUCGGUAGGCCUCCAGCUGGCGGACCUGCUACACCGCAGAUUAACACCCCGAUGCCAUAUGCUGGACCCGGAGCAUCACCACAGGUUGCGAACCACCCGACCCCCGACCACAGAGCUAUCCCUCCCCACCCUGGCCCGAUGGUCAACAACGCCCUUGGCGACUUAGAUGUAGAGCGUCUUCCGGCACACGUCAAAAAAACUAGGGAUGAUUGGUUUGUUAUCUUCAACCAGCAUGUUCCUCGUAUGCUCGACGUUGAUCUAGUUCACACACUUAACCACGAAAGUGUUGUGUGUUGUGUGAGAUUUAGUCACGAUGGCAAAUAUGUCGCAACUGGUUGCAACAGAUCCGCUCAGAUUUACGAUGUUGCCACCGGAGAAAAGGUUUGUGUCCUACAGGAUGAGAAUGUCGACAUCUCCGGAGACCUGUAUAUUCGAAGCGUCUGUUUCAGUCCCGAUGGCAAGUAUCUAGCUACUGGAGCGGAGGACAAGCUUAUUCGUGUCUGGGAUAUCGCCAAUCGUACGAUUCGGAACACCUUUGCCGGUCACGAGCAAGACAUCUACUCUCUAGAUUUCGCACGAGACGGACGAACGAUUGCAUCCGGAAGUGGCGACAGAACUGUUCGACUUUGGGACAUUGAACACGGUACCAACAUGCUUACCCUCUCUAUUGAAGAUGGCGUUACGACCGUCGCAAUUUCGCCAGAUACGAAAUAUGUUGCUGCUGGUUCGCUAGACAAGAGUGUCCGCGUCUGGGAUAUUCAACAGGGAUACCUUCUUGAGCGCCUCGAAGGUCCUGAAGGCCAUAAAGAUAGCGUUUAUUCUGUUGCCUUCUCUCCUAACGGGAAGGACCUUGUGAGUGGCAGUCUGGACAAGACUAUCAAGAUGUGGGAAUUAUCGACCCCCCGAGGCGUGUCGAACCCCGGACCUAAGGGCGGCCGAUGUGUGAAGACAUUUGAGGGUCACCGAGACUUUGUACUUAGUGUUGCUCUCACCCCCGAUGCUAACUGGGUCAUGUCGGGCUCUAAAGAUCGUGGUGUCCAAUUCUGGGAUCCCCGAACAGGCUUUACUCAACUGAUGCUCCAAGGCCAUAAGAACUCGGUCAUCUCCGUAGCUCCUAGCCCGACGGGUGGUUACUUUGCAACUGGGUCUGGCGACAUGAGAGCGCGUAUCUGGUCGUAUCGGUCGAUAUCUUAAGAGGAAACAGCGGCGACGGCUAAACAAUCUCUAGCUCAGAUAGAGCCGUCGGACCCCGGAGAAGAGAAUAUUGCCCUGGAAGAUCUCUCCACUUUAAUGAAUUCAAUCAUGGGCUUCGAUGACCCGGUUUCGCCAUAGAUGAUGACCCCCGCAUAUGUAGGAGGGAUAGGUUUUAGUAUUUAGUUAUCCUUAGGGCUCAGGAGGGCUCUAAUUCGCCUGAAAUAUGAUUUAACGUAGCCUUCGGGUCUUAUUGCCACUGUCAAAGCGAAGGCACGCUCCUCGGACGAUUAUGAAGGUGUGGAUAUGAGGUGUACUUGGAGAGAACGGGGCAAAAUCUUUUUUUUGUAACGGUCUCCAUAGGCUGGCGAGGCUUAGAAGGCGCGGUUUUAAUCUCCAUUGUUAAGAACAAACAAACGUGUAGCCUAUGUCAUUAGUAUUGCUCAAAGAUUUUUUGCUAGUAAUGGAAUCAGCGUGAUAAAUUCAAAAA